Messenger RNA from Arthroderma uncinatum, 2352 nucleotides. RefSeq names its product anaphase-promoting complex subunit cut9. Bases 1 to 2352 code for a protein of 783 amino acids. Gene Ontology annotation, biological process: cell division. Lineage: Eukaryota; Fungi; Ascomycota; Eurotiomycetes; Onygenales; Arthrodermataceae. The transcript has 2 exons. Gene Ontology annotation, molecular function: protein binding. The record is from RefSeq and is a predicted model, not a curated record.
AUGGAGGAGUUUCUCCGCAGCUGGAGACAGGAUGCCCUGAAUAAAGGGCAGUACGACUCGGCGAUAUAUAUUGGGGAUAAAGUGCUUGCUCUGACAAACAGCGAUAACGACGCAUACUGGCUUGCUCAAGUGCACUUUUCGAACAACAACUACACUCGAGCGUUAGCGCUGCUAUCUACGAAGGAUCUCAUUGCUCGAAACUCGUCCUGUCGGUACCUUGCUGCUCAUUGCUACAUUAAGCAAAAUAAAUUCGAUCUUGCGCUCUCCAUUCUAGGCGAACAUAACCCUACCCACCUGAUCCAUAGCGCGAGCAACAGUCGCCGUAAAAAGCCACACCUGAACGGGAAUUCCCAUGUUACCCUUCGAAACGGUCGUUCCAUCCCAUCCCGAGCAGACAAAGCGGAUCGUGGCGAGACGGAUGCGUAUCAAGAUGUGAAUCACAUAAAGUACGAGGCGGCGAUGUGCUAUCUACGGGGCUGCUGUUAUGCAAACCAAAAUGCCUUCGACCGUGCGAGGGAUUGUUACAAGGACGCCGUCCGGAUCGACGUACAGUGUUUCGAAGCGUUUGAUCGGCUUAUGAAAAAUUCCCUGAUGUCCCCUGCUGAAGAACUCGAGUUUCUUGAAUCACUCGACUUUGACUCCAUAACGCCGUCUUCAGAUAUUUCAUUAUCACAAGAAGCGUCUGAAUUCACGAAACUUUUAUAUACGACUCGGUUAUCCAAAUACUCAUCCACUUCCGCAUUGUCUCAUGCCACAGAGACUCUAUCCACCCAUUAUAAUCUUGCGGAUAACUCCGAUCUCCUCCUCUCUCGCGCAGAAACACUUUAUACACAAUGUCGGUUUCCGGAAGCGCUAUCAUUAACUUCAUCGAUCCUCUCUGCCUCGGAUUCGAUGUCCGCUUUAGUUUCCCAAGGGAGUCAAAGCCAAAAUCUUGGCCACUCUCCAUCUGUCUACCCUCUCCACCUUGCCUGUCUUUACGAAACAGGAGCUACAAACGCGCUUUUCCUACUCGCGCAUACCCUAUCAGAUAAUGUUCCUGAGGAAUCUUACACAUACCUUGCCAUUGGCGUCUAUUAUCUCUCAGUUUCAAAAAUUGCGGAAGCAAGGCGAUUUUUCUCCAAGUCCUCCCUGCUUGACCCUCAUUCAGCCCCAGCUUGGAUUGGCUUUGCCCAUACAUUUGCUGCGGAAGGUGAACAUGAUCAGGCUAUUGCAGCCUAUAGCACCGCAGCCAGGUUAUUCCAAGGAAGCCAUCUACCACAGCUUUUCUUGGGAAUGCAGCAUCUUGCUUUGAACAACAUGGCCCUGGCCCAUGAGUAUCUUUCUGCAGCUUACUCUAUGUCCUCGGGAUCUCUUUCCGCUGGCAGUACCCACUCCUCAAGUGUUAACUCCAAUGGAACACUAUCUAAAUCUACUCCCGUGGGAGGCGACCCGUUGGUCCUCAAUGAACUUGGGGUAGUCCUGUACCAUGAGGCCAAUUUAGAAGACGCUAUCGAUCUAUUCCGCCAAGCACUAGCGCUGGCUGUUUCCCUCGAAUGUGAUCCCAGCGCGUGGCUGGCUACUCGCGCAAAUUUGGGUCAUGCACUACGUCGUCUAGGCAAACUCGAGGAGGCGCUGUCUGAGUUUGAUGAAUGUCUUAGAAUCGGCGCUGGCGGCUCAACAACUAUUUACACAGGCUACACUGGCAGGGCUGGGGCAGGGGCAGUAAGAUCUGCCGGUGCUUCUGCAGUAGGUGGUUAUGAGGACAGGGGUCUGGUUGGAUCGUUCCACACAGCUCGUGGUAUAAUUUUACUGGAGCUGGAUAGAACUACUGAAGCUGUUACAGCCUUGCAUGAAGCGGUGCGGGUAUUAGGCACCACCGGCGGUGACGCAGCAGCAGGUGCCGGCGUUGCAGGCACUCUACUUUCCAAGGCCCUCGAGAUUUGGGCUGUGGAGGAAGAGAGCAGAGAGAAGCCAUUCCAUGACGCAGCCAGGUCACGGAAAGGGAAAGCCCCUGUCGAUAGUACAAGCAGUGAAAGAUCGAGGCACAGGCCCUCGGAACAAGCAUCAUCCUCUAGGUCAAAGGGGUCAAAAAAAUCAGUACCAGUGGAGGAAUGGACAGAUGAUGUCGCUGAUCGCCCAUCUUCCAGCGGCAUGGACAGCCAGAGCAUAGGCAUGGAGCUUGACGGUGAGGCUGAUGGCUUGCUUCAACAUGCCCUUGCCAAAGUUAGGCCCCGGCAGCCUGUUGCCAACGGUCUAGGGCUUGGGAUUGCUCAUGAUGCAUUGUCUCGCUCCGAUAUACCAGAACCUAGCCGUUCCCGGUCAACAAGGACGACUCGACGUCGGAGCCCUACCCGACGCGGCCCUGGUGGAUGA